Messenger RNA from Lactuca sativa (garden lettuce), 1600 nucleotides. Its product is annotated as pyruvate dehydrogenase E1 component subunit alpha, mitochondrial. The record is from RefSeq and is a predicted model, not a curated record. NCBI's taxonomy places the organism in Eukaryota, Viridiplantae, Streptophyta, Magnoliopsida, Asterales, Asteraceae. Gene Ontology annotation, cellular component: intracellular membrane-bounded organelle. Gene Ontology annotation, molecular function: pyruvate dehydrogenase (acetyl-transferring) activity. Gene Ontology annotation, biological process: pyruvate decarboxylation to acetyl-CoA.
AUUCAUUUCCAAUAUACUCUUUACUCUCUCAUUCUUCUCUUUUGGUUCUUCUCCACCCUUUCACCAAACCUAACGUUUCGAUCUCUCCAUCGGCCAAAAACCACCCAUGGCUUUGGCUCGCCGGAGUUCCAAUCUCCUCAAGCCUCUCUCCACCGCCUCCUCCUCCUCUUUCCUCCACCGCCGCCCUUUCUCCACCGAUGACUCCACCACCAUCACCAUCGAAACCAGUGUCCCCUUCACUGGCCACAACUGCGAACCUCCGUCCAGAUCCAUCGAUACUACUCCUAAGGAACUCAUGACUUUCUUCACCGAUAUGGCACUUAUGCGCCGUAUGGAGAUCGCCGCUGACUCUCUCUACAAAUCCAAGUUGAUCCGAGGGUUUUGCCAUCUGUACGAUGGACAAGAAGCUGUGAGUAUAGGGAUGGAGGCUGCGAUUACGAAGAAGGAUUGUAUAAUCACCGCCUAUCGUGACCAUUGUAUCUUCCUAGGGCGCGGUGGGACGCUACUUGAGAGUUUUGCUGAGCUUAUGGGUCGUCAAGCGGGUUGUUCUAGGGGGAAAGGAGGUUCGAUGCAUUUUUAUAAGAAAGAUGCUUGUUUCUUCGGAGGACAUGGGAUUGUUGGAGCUCAAGUUCCGUUAGGAUGUGGAUUGGCGUUUGCUCAGAAGUAUAGGAAGGAAGAUCAUGUCACUUUUACCAUGUAUGGUGAUGGUGCUGCUAACCAAGGACAGCUUUUUGAAGCUCUUAACAUGGCUGCCCUUUGGGACCUACCUGCCAUUUUGGUAUGCGAGAAUAAUCACUAUGGUAUGGGCACAGCUGAAUGGAGAGCUGCAAAGAGUCCUGCUUAUUACAAGCGUGGGGAUUAUGUUCCUGGAUUGAAGGUAGAUGGAAUGGAUGCCUUUGCAGUGAAACAAGCUUGCAAAUUCGCAAAAGAACACGCAUUAAAGAAUGGACCCAUUAUUCUUGAAAUGGACACUUACAGGUACCAUGGUCACUCUAUGUCUGACCCUGGUAGCACUUAUCGUACCCGUGAUGAAAUUAGUGGUGUCAGACAGGAACGUGAUCCUAUUGAAAGAAUAAGGAAGUUGAUCCUGGCUCAUGAUAUAGCUAAUGAAAAAGAACUCAAGGAUAUAGAGAAGUUAGCUAGAAAAGAAGUUGAUGAAGCUAUUGCCAAGGCAAAGGAAAGCCCAAUGCCAGAUGAGCCUGAACUUUUCACCAAUGUUUACCGUAAAGGAUAUGGGGUUGAGUCUUUUGGAGCAGACAGGAAAGAGUUAAGAGCUACACUCCCUUGAUUUUCAUAAUGAAAUCAUAUUAUAAUCAAAAGAAUAUUUUGGUUUAAUCCAACUCAUCUCUUCAAUACCAAAACAAAAAUAAGAACACAGAGAGAUGGAGUGAAUAACAAAUUUAUUGCUGUUUUUUUAUUUUAUUUCGUUUGUUGUGUUGUGUUGAUGGCAAAAAAAAAAAACAGAAAAAGUUUUGAUAUGAUUCUUUUGGGCCUGUUUCAUAUACUUUUGACAUGAAAAAAACUUUAAUACUUUUUGUGAAAGGCUGUUGAACAUGAAGCUAUAUCUGUUAUGAUAUAUUUGGCACUUUUGUUUUUGCAA